GCGUGCAGCACGGAGCGGGUUUCACUGCUGCGCGUUAAUAAUGCACAACAACAGGAGAUAAACAACAACAACAACAACACGCUCAAAACACACCUGGCGGAUUGUUUACUCGCUCUAAAGCCAGCAGAGCGACUCGCACUUGGUGUGAGAAGGAUAAUUAAGGUCUUUAGUUUGCACUGAUCUGAGGAAUAUUUCACCUUCAUCCCAAUUAAAAUGCGAACGGAGGAGGUAUCGAGCACGAUGCUACACCGACUGAUCCAGGAGCAGCUGCGUUACGGAAACCCCACAGACGCUCGCACCCUCCUGGCCAUCCAGCAGCAGGCCCUACGGAGCGUCGUGAACAGAGGAGCCGGAAGCUCACGCUCCUCUUCUGACAGCCUCUCCCAGGAGGAGCGGCAGGAACCUCAGGGCCAGGAGCACCACGUCGACUUCCAGCACUUGGAAGCAUAUCUUCCCUACCACCACGAACAGCUGCCGACUUACGAGGAGGCCAAAGCAAAUUUGCAGCUCAUGAAUUCUCAGUGGUGCCAGGACAGGCAGGUUUACCCAGAGGAGGACCUGAAACCGGGUCACACCAGGUCGCUCAGUGAGCGUCUCACACAGCUCUCGCUGCUACGCAAAGACAUUAACGCAGCGUCGCUUUCCACAAGCUCUUCCUGUAGCUACUCACAGAUACCUAGACAGCAUCAUCUUGGCUUUCAGCCUCACUCAUCCACAUCUGGCUACACUCAUGAGUUCUACCCGAAACCUCCACCACCCUUCCACUCGCAACACACCAGAUAUGUCCCACCUGUGCCAUCCCCAGAAGCACGUCACGUUUUCUGCAGUGUGCCCCCUGCUGGCAGGGAGGUCUCCUCACAAAUGGAGCUACUCAUGAAGGAGAACGAGAGACUGAAGCAGGAGCUGGAAGGUCAUGCAGAAAAGGCUCUCAGGAUUCAGAAGCUGGAGCAGGAAAUCCAGAGGAUCUCGGAGGCCUAUGAUACUUUGAUGCAGGGCUGUGUGAAGAGAGAAGCACUGGAGCAGACACUCAGGAGCAAGCUGAUGGCUGAAAUUAAGAGGCUUCAGGACAUCAACACGGACCUGAGAGACAGUCUGGAGAGCAGCAGCGUUCAGGCGGUGAAAGACGUGAAAGUUGCUGAACAUAACGAGCAGCUCAUCACUAAACUCCGCAUGCAGAAUGAGGAGCAGAAGUUGCAGUGCGUGCGAUUGGAGCAGGAAGUGGAGCUCCUGCGUGAGGAGAAGAGCUCUGCGCAGGAGCGCAGCCGGCAGCUGCAGGCCGAGCUGCACAGGAAGACCGCCUACGUGGAGCAUGUGGAGCGUCUACAAGGGGCGCUGGCUCAGUUACAAGCCACCUGCGAGAAGAGGGAGGGCCUGGAGUUUCGUUUGCGCACGCGGCUCGAAGCGGAGCUGCGCACACUCAGGAACCAACAGAGGCAGACCCAAACGUGUCCCGCUGUCUCAGGUGUCUCUGCACCCUCGGCGAACGUGAGCACGCUACUGGAGCGCCUGAGGGAACGAGACGAACGGAUUUUGGCCCUGGAGGCUGACAUGACACGCUGGGAGCAGAAAUACCUGGAGGAGAAAACCAUGAUGGAGUUCGCCAUGGAUACAGCAGCCACCGCUGCAGCUCAGAGAGACACCACCAUUAUCAACAGCAACUCGCCCUGUCAUUCAUCGAAAAUCAGGUACAGUGGGGAUCUGCCUCAUGCUGAGAUCCAGAGCCAGGAAGUGGAGAACAGGAUCCGUGCUCUGCGUGGGCAGAUCAUGGAGAAAGACGCCAUGAUUAGCGUUCUUCAUUAUCGGCUCCAACAAGAACAGGAGAAAGAUGAAGAGGGUGAGGGGGUGUCUUCGGAUUGCCCCGCCCACCCUGACUCAAGCUCCUCCUACCAUAAAGGAAAGCGUGACGCAGAUGAGCAGACGUCGAGUUUAUCCCGUGUUGCUGAUGCGGUGUGUACGGUCAGAAGCCGGUCUGAGGCCACGACACACACGCCACCAACCGCAGGGCAAUUUUCCAGCAGUGUGGAAAGCAGCAAACAGAAGGCUGUGACUCCGUUUAAAGGUCUGGACAGUGUGGAAGCCGAGACUGUGGAAAUCUUCAUCUGAGUGCUGACAGGAACCCUGCGGAACCGUGAAAGUGGAAAAACAGGAGACCUGGAGGUGUCCUGAGGGUCACGGACUGCUCUCGAAGCUCAGCAGAUCUUUGAAGGAACUUUUAUGAACCGUGAUCUGUUUGAGGAAAGGUGAACAGUAUGGUGUUUUUCUGAGGAAUCGCUGAAGAGAUGACGUACAUGGAAAGACCGGAUUUGAGAUCGUUUGGAGUUCAGAGUAAUUUCCAACGCUGUGUUUCCUGUAAACUUAUAAAUCACAAAUCCUGAGUCAGUUGUUGUCUUGUAUCCAUCUGUGUGUGAAUAUUCACACGUCAACGUGUUGUGGCAACUUGUUCACCUAAAAGCGUCAGCCACAUGACCUCGGCCAACUUCUUAGCCCCGCCCCCUCGGCUCACUAAAUCCCCACCCAAAGAUGUUAAAAUGCAGUUUAUUUAUAAAAGUGUAAUUACUCUUAACGUUAAAACCUUCACAUAUUUAAGAACGUUUCAGUCUGAAUCUUUUUUUUUUUUCUUUCCCCUGAAAUGAAGGUCACACGCUCAUCGUUGAUCUCACCAUGUUGGAAUUCUUCUGUUGUGGUUUUCACAGCUCCACCUUUACUCUGCAUUCCUUUCGUUUUUCUUUCUCUCACGCUCUCUCUGAAGCAGGAGAAAAAACCCUGCGGUGUAAUUAGUCCUGAUGUAUAAUAAUGAUGAGGAUUUUACACAGACUUUUGGAAGUGUUUCUUCAUAUUUUCUGUUUGUGUGACGCAUCUGCUGGUCAGUGUGUUGGACACGGUCACACCAAGCUACUCUUUUUCUUCAUAGAUUUUGUUUACAGUGUUGUAAGAUUUAAUAUAUAUUUUUCUGUUUUUAUAUUAGUGGAUCUAAUACUAAAGCUGUUCAGUUCUUAUAACAGAUGUGAACGUUCUGGAACACUUCACACGUGUAUAAAUAAAUAAAGGUGUUAAUAUAUUUAA
Messenger RNA from Neoarius graeffei (lesser salmon catfish), 3063 nucleotides. RefSeq names its product angiomotin like 2b (gene amotl2b). Gene Ontology annotation, cellular component: plasma membrane; bicellular tight junction; cytoplasmic vesicle. The transcript is spliced from 11 exons. Bases 214 to 2103 code for a protein of 629 amino acids. Gene Ontology annotation, biological process: actin cytoskeleton organization; regulation of cell migration; establishment of cell polarity involved in ameboidal cell migration. Lineage: Eukaryota; Metazoa; Chordata; Actinopteri; Siluriformes; Ariidae. The record is from RefSeq and is a predicted model, not a curated record.